Molecule: messenger RNA, 2715 nt
Organism: Acanthopagrus latus (yellowfin seabream)
Lineage: Eukaryota; Metazoa; Chordata; Actinopteri; Spariformes; Sparidae
Product: forkhead box protein N2
Exons: 6
Coding region: 216-1382 (388 amino acids)
Biological process (GO): regulation of DNA-templated transcription
Cellular component (GO): nucleus
Molecular function (GO): cis-regulatory region sequence-specific DNA binding; DNA-binding transcription factor activity
Source: RefSeq, a predicted model, not a curated record
GUCCUUUUGGUUUCCAUGGAGACCUCAGACGGCAACAGAACACGGAGAGAGAGGUGUCCGACCCGAUUCUACUUCUGAGCACCAGAAUUUCACCUUAAACUUUUCGGCGACGUGUUCUGGACGCCUGAGGAGCUCUGAAUCGGGCCAGAAUCAUCGCUUUGGUAAUCUGUGGUCACACAACUGAAUGAUCCUGGAAGUCUUUUCCUGGGAGAGAGAUGGAGAGUAGCUCUCACACACUGCCACCCUCGUCACCAUGUCCUUCCCCUUUUGGAGGGUCCCUGCCUUUUUCCUCCUCGCCACAGCAGACCAGCACACUCCCACUUUCCCCAACUUCAUUCCCCCCUUCCCCUGAUUCACUCUCUCCAGCCACAGCAGAGUCUGUUCACUCUUCCUCCCCUCUCUCACACUGCACAGCCUCUCAGUGUCUCGAGGGACAAAACAUACAACACCUCAGCCCGGCGAACAUAUCUGACCAGGAUGACCUGACCUGCCUCAACUGGCUGCAUCAGAGGGGCAACCUGCUGCCACUGCAGCCUCUUCCCAAAAUGACACAGCUGCCUCAGCAACCUACCCAUCCUCUUCCUCCUGCCUCGUCCAAACCACCGUACUCCUUCAGUACCCUGAUUUUCAUGGCAAUAGAAGAUUCACCUGACAAGAGGCUUCCGGUGAAAGAUAUCUACGAAUGGAUUGUGAACAAUUUCCCUUACUACAGGACAGCCAUUGGAGGCUGGAGGAACUCUGUUAGACACAACCUGUCUCUGAGCAAGAGCUUCCGCCGCCUUCAGAGGGACAAGAGCCAGUCCGUAGGGAAGGGAUCGCUGUGGUGUGUGUGUCCAGAAUAUCGUCCGGCGCUCCUUGAGGUGCUGAAGAAGACCCACAGUUAUCACAGCACCAACAGCAACCUGAUCAACACGCCGGCACUUGAAGUGUUUCCACAGUUAUUCCAGUUGUUCCAACAUAACCUCGGGACAGCGAUCGGGUUGGAAGAAGCUGAAUUCGUUGUGCCUGAAGUGUGCGACUCUUUUGAAAUCUCAGAUCCUCUUUCUCACACCCUCCUCCUCUCUACGUCCUCACCACAAACCUUGACCCAUGGCAACCUAAAUUUCUCCGAAAACCCACCGUGCCCUUUGACCCCAGAUCACGAGGAGCUGGUCACCAUGGAGUCGAUUGAUUACCAGCAGGAGGAGGUCUGUGAGGAGAUGGAGAAGGAUCCCCUGUCAGACAGCGGGUACAUCGAGUUACACUAUUACCAGUCUCACCAGUACCUGGUGCUGCCAGGUGACACCGAGCUGGACCUGGAGACUGUGGAGAUCCUUCAGCUCGAUGCCGAGGCCCAGGAGGCUGCUGGGUCUCUGCUGGACCUCGCAGGCGGUGGAUAUUAAUGUUAUAUCACGUUUAACAGAUGCAAUGCUUCAAUCCAACAUCAACAAAUCAACAUUAUGAGGAUUAAUGUUGAAAGUUUAAAUUGAUAAUGGAGGGAGUAUUUUUAAGAUCGAUUACUUCUUCCUGAGAUGUUGACACUGCCCUAUGGCUCCUUCCUGUUUUGUUUUUAGAUAAAAAUAUAUAUAAUCAACUCUUUUGAUGGACUAACAAGGUUAUGGAUCAUAUUGCUUCACAUAGGCAUUUUCAAUGCAGAGGCCGAAUUUAGCAUCAAUCAAUGACAACCUGGACACAAAUUUGAGAGUGUCUGUGAUGAUAAAAAAUAAGGACAAAAUGAUACUUUAAAGUAUUACAAGAGGUUACAAAACUACAUUUUAAGGUUUUCCACUGUGAUUUUCUAACACAGUAAGUUCAUUCUCAGGGGUGGAGGGAGUGCUUCCAACUCAGCUAGAAAGUAUGUUUCUUGAUUAAGAUUUCCCACAUUAAAGUAAGUUUUAUAGCGUUGAAACCUGCAUAUAACGAAGAAAAAUUAAGGCCAGUGCUGCACUGGAUCAGGAGUACAGAUCAACUGAUGUUGUAAAAAAUCAGGUGCUCUUCAAGUAUAGGGAGUCAAAAAAAAAAGGAAAAACAUUGUAUUAACUUGUGGAUAGAAGUUACAAGUAACUUGGACAGUCACUGUUCUGUAUUUUUUUAUUUUUACAAAAAUAGCUCAAUACACUGCUCAAUAUCUGCACUAUUACCGUUUCAAUAUAAGAUGUGUUACCAGUCAAUUCUUACAAGUGGUGACCAACUUUUCUUUUAUAAGGUUUUCCUAGUACUUACUCAAUGAGGAAAAAGCAGCAUUUAAAACAAACGUAAGUCAAAUGUUUUGGCCCCUAACACUGUUACUGCUGUAUUUUCAAAAGUAGCCGAGUAUAACACUUAAUAAAGAAUAUUUAAUUUAUUAUGUAGUUGUAAUUGUAGAUUGAGCUCAUAAAGUGAGAAAGCACUUCUCAAUUACAAAAAUAUAAGUACGUCCAAUUUUAUGUCCAAUUAUUUUCUUUUUUUACACUUAUUCUUCAGAGUUGAUUUAAUGUACAUGCUGUCAUGUUACUGAAUCCCUGGAUGUCUUUGAAUUUCUGUGAGUCUGAAAACCCAGUUAUGCUCUUGUAAGCUAAGCUAUACGCUGUUUGAAUCAGGAAAGGUUUUGAUACGUAGUUGAAAUGUAAAGAUGAACUCACUGCCAUUUAAACCACUUUACAUUUCAGGGUACUCUGAGAUUUCUGUUUGUAAAUUAUAUGUAUUUUUGAAAUCUUUAGAUUUUGUAAUCUAACAAAUAAAAUCUGUCAUGCAGUU